Molecule: messenger RNA, 1747 nt
Organism: Aspergillus heteromorphus CBS 117.55
Lineage: Eukaryota; Fungi; Ascomycota; Eurotiomycetes; Eurotiales; Aspergillaceae
Gene: exg2
Product: putative exo-beta-1,3-glucanase
Exons: 3
Coding region: 315-1634 (439 amino acids)
Biological process (GO): glucan catabolic process
Cellular component (GO): cell surface; extracellular region
Molecular function (GO): beta-glucosidase activity
Source: RefSeq, a predicted model, not a curated record
GUCGCGAUGGGAGUCUGAAGGGCUCUGCGGUGCAGCGGCCGUCGUUUUGGAAGCGGUAUCAAGGCAGUUUGAUUCUCGUGGGCGUGAUCCUGGUGCUGGCGGCCGUGGCGGCUCCCGUUGGUGUUAUCGAGUCGAGGAAGCUGGCGGCGAAGUCGGACGCCGCGGCGACGAGCUCAGGGUCGAAUCUGAAGGGGAUCAGUCCUGACAGUAUCCCGGCGUGGGCGAAAGGAACGUAUCUCGACCCGUUCACGUGGCUCGACACCACCGAUUUCAACGUCACGUUCACGAAUGCGACAGUGGGCGGCCUCUCCAUCAUGGGCCUGAACUCGACCUGGAACGACUCGGCCCAGGCAAACGAGAACGUCCCUCCGUUGGACGAGAAAUUCCCGUACGGAUCGCAGCCGAUCCGCGGCGUCAACCUCGGGGGCUGGCUAUCCCUCGAGCCGUUCAUCGUCCCCUCGCUCUUCGACACAUACUCCCUGAGCGAAGGCAUCAUCGACGAGUGGACGCUCAGUGAGAAACUCGGCGACUCGGCCGGCUCAGUGAUCGAGAAGCACUACUCGACCUUCAUCACGGAGCAGGACUUCGCCGACAUCAAAGACGCCGGGCUCGACCACGUCCGCAUCCAGUUCUCGUACUGGGCCGUCAAGACGUACGAUGGCGAUCCGUACGUCCCCAAAACCGCCUGGCGAUAUCUCCUCCGCGCCAUCGAGUACUGUCGCAAAUACGGACUGCGCGUCAACCUCGACCCGCAUGGGAUCCCCGGCAGCCAGAACGGGUGGAACCACAGUGGACGACAGGGCUUGAUCCGCUGGUUGAACGGCACGGAUGGGGAGCUGAAUCGCCAGCGUUCGCUCGAGCUGCAUAAUCAGCUGUCGCAGUUCUUUGCGCAGGAUCGGUAUAAGAAUGUCGUUACGCUGUAUGGUUUGGUCAAUGAGCCGUUGAUGCUUUCUUUGUCUGUGGAGGCGGUCCUGAACUGGACUAUCGAGGCCACGGAUCUGGUUCAGAAGAAUGGCAUCGAAGCCUGGGUCACCGUGCAUGAUGGCUUCUUGAAUCUGGAUAAAUGGGAUAAGAUGCUCAAGACACGCCCGAAUAACAUGAUCUUGGAUACCCAUCAGUAUACGGUCUUUAAUACGGGUGAGAUCGUUCUUAAUCAUACCAGGAAGGUGGAGUUGAUUUGUGAGAGCUGGUUCAGCAUGAUUGAGGCGAUCAACAUCACCAGCACGGGCUGGGGCCCCACCAUCUGCGGCGAAUGGUCGCAAUCCGACACCGACUGCGCGCAAUACGUCAACGACGUCGGCCGCGGCACGCGCUGGGAGGGCACCUUCUCCGACACGACGGCGUACUGCCCCACGGCCAGCGAGGGGACCUGCAGCUGCACGCAGGCGAACGCGGUGCCGGGCGCCUACUCCACCGGCUACAAGACCUUCCUGCAGACCUACGCGGAAGCGCAGAUGUCGGCGUUCGAGACCGCCAUGGGCUGGUUCUACUGGACGUGGGCUACCGAGUCGGCCGCUCAGUGGAGCUAUCGCACCGCCUGGAAGAACGGCUAUAUGCCCAAGAAGGCGUAUAGUCCGUCGUUUCGCUGCGGGGAUGUCAUUCCGAGUUUUGGCGAUUUGCCGGAGUAUUACUAGCUUGGUUCGAGCAGGCGUGAGUAGACAUGAGCGCAGCAUGGAUUUCUGGGUUUAAAUGGAUGGAUGGAUUUAUGUGGUGGCGUCGUGGAUUCGAGUGUAUAUGUGGAUGUGAG